Messenger RNA from Pseudogymnoascus verrucosus, 1185 nucleotides. RefSeq names its product regulator of ime2 (gene RIM11). The transcript is spliced from 6 exons. The coding region runs from base 1 to 1185 and encodes 394 amino acids. Lineage: Eukaryota; Fungi; Ascomycota; Leotiomycetes; Thelebolales; Thelebolaceae. The record is from RefSeq and is a predicted model, not a curated record. Gene Ontology annotation, molecular function: protein serine/threonine kinase activity; protein serine/threonine/tyrosine kinase activity; ATP binding. Gene Ontology annotation, cellular component: cytoplasm. Gene Ontology annotation, biological process: signal transduction; protein phosphorylation.
AUGUCGCAAAAUCGGCCCGCCGCCUUCUCGAGCCUGAGGAUGGGAGAGGUUAUUCGCGAAAAGGUCCAGGACGGCGUUACGGGCGAGACGAGGGAUAUGCAGUACACACAAUGCAAGAUUGUCGGCAAUGGUUCCUUCGGUGUCGUCUUCCAGACCAAGCUGUCACCCUCGGGUGAGGACGCCGCCAUCAAGAGGGUUUUGCAAGACAAGCGCUUCAAGAACCGUGAACUGCAGAUUAUGCGCAUUGUCCGACACCCGAAUAUCGUAGAGCUGAAGGCCUUCUACUACUCAAACGGCGAGAGGAAAGAUGAGGUCUACCUCAACCUGGUGCAGGAGUUCGUCCCGGAGACUGUCUACCGCGCGUCGAGGUACUUCAACAAGAUGAAGACGACCAUGCCUAUCCUCGAGGUCAAGCUCUACACCUACCAGCUGUUCCGCGCCCUGGCGUACAUCCACUCCCAGGGAAUCUGCCAUCGCGAUAUCAAGCCACAAAAUCUGCUGCUGGACCCCAGCACCGGCGUGUUGAAGCUCUGCGAUUUCGGUAGCGCCAAGAUAUUGGUUGAGAACGAGCCAAACGUCUCGUACAUCUGCUCGCGGUACUACAGGGCGCCGGAACUGAUCUUUGGAGCGACGAAUUACACGACCAAGAUUGAUGUGUGGUCUACUGGCUGCGUGAUGGCCGAGCUCAUGCUGGGCCAGCCCCUGUUCCCUGGCGAGUCGGGUAUUGACCAGCUCGUCGAGAUUAUCAAGGUGCUGGGCACACCGACCCGCGACCAGAUCCGCACCAUGAACCCCAACUACAUGGAGCACAAGUUCCCGCAGAUCAAGCCACACCCAUUCAACAAGGUGUUCCGCAAGGCUGACGCCAAUGCCAUCGACCUCAUCUCGCGCCUGCUCGAGUACACACCCACCGAGCGUCUGUCAUCCGUCGACGCCAUGGUGCACCCAUUCUUCGACGAGCUACGCGACCCUACCACGCGUCUCCCCGACUCGCGCCACCCCAACGGCCCGAUCAAGGAGAUGCCCGUCCUCUUCGACUUCUCCCGUCAUGAACUCUCCAUCGCCCCACACCUCAACCACCGCCUCGUCCCGGCCCACGUGCGCUCCGUGCUCGCCGCCAAGGGCCUCGACAUCGACCACCUCACGCCCAUGCCGAAAGAGGAGAUGAUGGCCCGCCUCGACUGA